AUGACAGGGCAUAGACCUUGCUUGGAUCCCCGACUCAUUAAUGAGCACCUAACUGAUGAUAAGCAUCGCAUUCCCUUAAUUACGGAAAUCUUUGACCAACUUGCUGGUUCUAAAGUGUAUACUACACUUGACUUAGCCAGUGCGUUUCAUCGCUUUCCCAGCAAGCCGCAAGAUCGUCAUAAGACUGCAUUCACUGCACCAGACGGGUUGCGUUACAUGUUUAAAGGUUGCCCUUUUGGAUUGAAACCUAUUUCAUCCAAAUUUCAACGAGUCAUGGAUAAGCUUUUCAGAGAUCUACCCUAUGUCACCACCUUCGUCGAUGACAUUAUUAUCUUUUCCAAGUCUAAGCGAGAACAUGUACAACAUGUUACCAUCGUCAUUGAUCGACUCACGGAGGCCAAUCUUAUCCUACAACUAAAAAGUGUUUCUUUAUGCAACGAUGUGUGUACUUGCUUGGUUUUUGCAUCGAUCAACACGGCCAUAAGCCCGAUCGGCGUAAAGUCGUCAAUGCACAAUCACGGCCUGUGCCGCGUACCGCUAGAGACAUCCAAGCUUACAUUGGAUUCAUGA
Molecule: messenger RNA, 570 nt
Organism: Lichtheimia ornata
Lineage: Eukaryota; Fungi; Mucoromycota; Mucoromycetes; Mucorales; Lichtheimiaceae
Exons: 1
Coding region: 1-570 (189 amino acids)
Source: RefSeq, a predicted model, not a curated record